Molecule: messenger RNA, 1785 nt
Organism: Aureococcus anophagefferens
Lineage: Eukaryota; Pelagophyceae; Pelagomonadales; Pelagomonadaceae
Exons: 2
Coding region: 1-1785 (594 amino acids)
Source: RefSeq, a predicted model, not a curated record
AUGGCCGUCAUAGGAAGCGGAGCGCACGGCAUGCAGUCUUUUGUCCUGACAAUUGUAGCAGUGCGAGAGCAGCUAGUACGAGCUCGGCAGCCGCCCGCGCGGCGGCAGGCCCAGCGGCUCGACGAGUUCGCCGACUUGGCCGAGCGGCUGCGGCUCGAUGAAGAGUUAGUAAGGACGGAGCUGGUCGGCAGGCCAGAGAUGCUGCAGGUGUUGAACCAGGUCAAGUUCGCCGAGUCCGAGCCCGGGCCCCAUGAGGAGGACGGCUCGGACCCGAAGUACUUCCAGGACUCCUACGAGAUGCCGUUUCCCGAGAUGAACAGGACAGCAGUUACGGAGCCAUUGCCCAGGAACCCGCAAACCCACGUACAUGAGCAGCCGGUCGACUUCCAUGACAUCCUUGAUGUCAGCGACAGGCAGCUGAUUGCAGAUCACCUGAAUGCCUUUGUGCAAUGUGAGAAGCUUAAGUGGGAAUAUCGCGAGCAGGUGCUCCGAGACCCGGCAGCACCAGCGCCAAGCUUCCCGGCCGUCCCGCCGGUGGUCAUCCCAGCCCAGCGGAUAAAGCGGCGCGAGUGCUAUUGGUCCUGCGCGGACCCGCGGGCGUGCGUGCCCUUGGAGGCCGCAUACAGGCCCAAGCCGAAGCUGAACGGAGAAGUUUUCCGGAAGAUGUGCGAGGCGGCGGGCAUCGAGGACUACCAGCUCCUGGAUAUGGUGGACCAGGGAGUGCCCGGCUUGGACGAGUCGCGGCCGUACGCGAUCGUGCUGAACGGCAACUACGCUAGCCUGGCGCCGUACUAUGGCCCGGUGUUUGAGAAGGCGGUGAAGGAGGUGAGCCAAGGGCAGCUUCGGCGGUUCACCGUCGAGCCGGAGCAUUUCACCGCCGAGAAUGUGUGGUUGCCAUGCGUGCCGAUUAACAUCGACUCUACUGGCUCCGCAACGCGGUCAAGCGAUGACAAGCCGGUCGGACUGAAGAAGGCUCGUAGGACGGUGGGCGGCGGGAGCCCGGAGACCAUGCCGGAGUAUUCAGGCAACCAGCACGCAAGGGUUGAGGAGCAGUGGCCUCGGGUCAUCCUCGACGGCGUGGCGCAGCACGCCAAGUAUAACGCCAUCCUCUACCAUCCGGCGAAAGCACUCAAGGAAGAGCUGUGCGGGGCUAGUUGCGAUUUCGAGGGCUAUUACAACCAGUUCCACCAGGCAGUGUACGAAUGGGCUCACAGAAAGGACGGAUGGCUCACCUUUUGUGAUGAGUAUGAUGUCAAACCUGUGCGGGUGCAUGAAAGUGGACCAACUCCAGAGCUGAUAAAAUUUGAUUCCAAUUUGUUUGUGUGGUUUGCCCUAUGGAAGAUAGGCAAGAUGCAGGGGCCGAAGGGCAAGGGCCGGGGCCAAGAGAUCAACACGGUAUUUCGGAAUAUAUCAAGCAUCAAAGGCUACACGAAGGAGAACUGGGGGCUUGAGGUCGAGCUUGACCAGAACUGGCUCAACAGCCAAAAGAAUGGCUGGAAGGUGGAGCGGGUUAAGACCCAGGGCCCAGCUCCACGGUUUCGGAAGCUUGCAAUUGUGGCUAACCAUAUGAUCCAGAUGAAGCGCACUCCGAUUGAUUGGGCAAGGGACUGGCCCCAUACCUUCUUUACCAUGUGCCAAGCGGCCAUCGAGAACGGAUGGCGGCUGGGCGACAUGACCAGCAACAAAGCCUUCAAUCCAAACAUCAACUAUACGUUAAGCGACCUCAAGUGGUUUGAUGAGCAUAACAAUCCCACCAAUCCGGAAGGCCAGCCGAACCUAUUUUAG